Meleagris gallopavo (turkey) is the source of this 1690-nucleotide messenger RNA. It is a transcript of the gene FBXO45, whose product is annotated as F-box protein 45. Lineage: Eukaryota; Metazoa; Chordata; Aves; Galliformes; Phasianidae. Gene Ontology annotation, molecular function: protein binding. Gene Ontology annotation, cellular component: SCF ubiquitin ligase complex; synapse. Gene Ontology annotation, biological process: proteasome-mediated ubiquitin-dependent protein catabolic process; synapse assembly involved in innervation. The record is from RefSeq and is a predicted model, not a curated record.
GGGUGGCGGCUGCCGGGGCGGGUGCUGGAGCUGGUGUUCUCCUACCUGGAGCUACGCGAGCUGCGGAGCUGCGCGCUAGUGUGCAAGCUGUGGCACCACGUCCUGCACGGCGACGAGAACAGCGAGGUGUGGCGCAGCCUGGCCGCGCGCUGCCUGGCCGAGGAAGCGCUGCGCACCGACAUCCUCUGCAACGUGCCCACCUACAAGGGCAAGGUCCGUGCCUUCCACCACGCCUUCAGCACCAACGACUGCUCCCGGAACGUCUACAUCAAGAAGAACGGCUUCACGCUGCACCGCAACCCCAUCGCCCAGAGCACCGACGGCGCCAGGACCAAGAUCGGCUUCAGCGAGGGCCGCCACGCCUGGGAGGUGUGGUGGGAAGGGCCGCUGGGCACCGUGGCCGUCAUCGGCAUCGCCACGAAGCGGGCGGCCAUGCAGUGCCAGGGCUACGUGGCCCUGCUGGGCAGCGACGACCAGAGCUGGGGCUGGAACCUGGUGGACAAUAACUUGCUGCACAACGGGGAGGUGAACGGCAGCUUCCCGCAGUGCAACAACGCGCCCAAGUACCAGAUAGGCGAAAGGAUUCGAGUUAUCCUGGACAUGGAAGACAAAACGUUAGCGUUUGAGAGGGGCUAUGAGUUCUUGGGAGUUGCGUUCAGAGGACUGCCCAAAGUUUGCCUGUAUCCAGCAGUGUCUGCCGUAUAUGGUAACACAGAAGUGACUUUGGUCUACCUGGGAAAACCUUUGGAUGGAUGACGGAUGGUUUCGUUGGGACGUCACGAUGUGGAUGACUGGGAGGAGAAAUCUGCAUGUUGGUUAGAGGGAAACAUGUAUUAGAGAAAAAAAUAAGUGUGUGUCCAAGAACCAUCGAGGAAACCAUACAGAAUUUUGAAAUGGAGGACCAGCCAUACUUCAGGAAUUGUUACAUUUCCUCUUUCUACCAGGCCAGAAAAAUCCUCAGGGUCGCAGUUGAUUGAGUGGGAAGCUGACACAUGCAUGUUGCAACAGAUUUCAUUGCUAGGAUGGCAGUGUGUGACCUCAGAUAUUUAAGGAAGGAUUUGAUAUAAAACUGCUUGCGGAAAUUAACCCGAGGUUUGUAAGUAGUGUGUUUUGUGAAAGACUCCCAUUUUAAAACUGCUUGUUCCUCCCCUUCCCUUCCCUCCUCGGGGCUGACGUGGGUACCGGGGAGAGCGAGUCUGGUUGGGUUUUAUUUACAGUUUUUAACAUACCGAGGAGAGCCGUCUGUCCAGGCUGCCCUCCUCUGGUAUAACGAUAUCAAAAUGUGUGCAGCUAUUUUUAAGUGUAUUUUAAGAAUUGUAUAUAUGGAACACGUCGAAAAGAACAGUUAAAUCAAAAGGAAGGGUUUGCUUUAUUCUAACUGGGGUAUAAUUUCUUGAAGGGGCUUCAGGAAAACUUUGAAUAACAUUCAUGUAAGUGUACUUCUUCUGUUGUGUUGUAGAGCAUUUGGGAGUGCCCUUGUGGAGUACGGUGCUGCGUGGAUUCUUUUUCUGUGUAGCUGAAAGCUUCCGUAGCUUCAGCAAUAGUUCUGUUCUCCGUAGGAAACACAACCAAAAUUGCCCUGGAAGUUUUGUUCUUCCAAAAUUUAUGGUCCACCUUUAAGAAAAGAAGCUGCAGCACGGUGCUGAGCUCAUCUUCAUUUCCACGUCAAAAAUACAAGGUUUUAAAAACA